AUGGCGAAGGCGCAGGUUGGUGACAAACUUUCUGCCGAAGAGCUGCGCGCUUUCUCGACUCCAUGGCCCAGCUGCGGAGCCAUGGCUCCGGCAUCGCCCAAUCCUUCAGCAGUUUCGCAGAUUGUAAAGAUCGAGGCCAUGCAAACGGACUUCGAUGAGAUUGCAGAGCUUGCAGCCGAGGACACCGUCAAGCAGGCCCUCAUUUCCUGGACGAACAAAGUUUCACUGCCCUUGUGGAAACGGGCACAUUUGGUGCCAGUGUUGACUCACGCAGUUUGCAGUGGGGACCGCGUUUGCACAGAGGCUUUGAACUCUUUGAUGUGCAUGCGGCGUGGAAAUAAGUCCUUGAUUGAUCGCGCUCUUGCUAUCGGUCGCGGUAGUAUCUCCGAUGCCACACUUCGGCUUUCCACUUUAAGCUUUGAAAGAGGUGCUUGCCAGGACAGCACGUUCGUCUGCGCUUUGGCACGAUUCCACUCAGUGCUACCUCCAAAAUGGUAUCUGCGCGACACGAAGAUUCCUUCUCUCGUGGUGUUUUACUCGCGCAAGUCUGUGUUCCAGUACUUGAUUCUUCGUGGCGAGGUGAGGCGGGAUGCCGCCGUUCUUUUCCCCAGUGGCUUGAGCAAACGCGCUACUUGUUGCGUCUUGUCGGUGUCCGCAGGGAUCCGAGCGGCAGCGAAGUGCCCCCUGAUAUGGAAUCCCAUCGCAAGUCCAGGCGUUCUGCGGCAGCUCGCUCGCGUAGAAUAG
Symbiodinium natans is the source of this 744-nucleotide messenger RNA. The record is from the annotation of a GenBank genome assembly. Lineage: Eukaryota; Dinophyceae; Suessiales; Symbiodiniaceae.